AUGAACCUUGCGAUGGAGUCUCAUGCAAGCGAACUCCCAAAAGAAUCAACAGAAUCUAGAUUCUUCGCAUUGCAUAGUCUACCAUUGACAGCGCGCGCAUGUAGAGAAAAGACAAUAUUACUCUGGGUCAACACUCUCCUAAGCCCACCAGUGGCUUCUCUUGCCCAGAUAUCCAAUGGAGACACCUUGUUAUCCCUCGUGUUAGCAUUAGGUGGAAGAUUAGAUGACAAUUCUCAUGAACAGAUGGACACACUCCAACAAGCAGCAGACGCUAUUCAAACCUGGCUAGGCCUCCAGGAGCCUGUCAUUACUCCCACAGACCUUGCACAUCCUGAUACCCUUAAAGCACUCCUCUCCUUUCUUCACCUUCAACACAUCGCCCGCCUCUUGUCCAUUUUACAACCAACGCUUUGCACACAAUACCCUCACAUUUCUUCUGCUCAUAUUCCUCCAAUUGCUGCGCUCGUAGACCUUCAGCCACUCCUCUCUGCAUGGACGAGCACGAUUUUAAAAAAUUACAUUGAUGCCUCAUUGAUACCAUCUAUCCGGUGGCAAGAUGGUCGAUCCUUUCUUGCCCUCGUUCAUUAUCACAACCCAAGCCUUGUCCCGGACCUUCAACAUUUUUGCCGGCUUGACAGCACCACUCAUACCACAUCUCAGGCUAUUCACACUCUUUCGACAGCCUUUCAACUCGCCUACACAAAUUUAGGUGUGCCUCUGGUCAUAGAUCCAGUCGUACUAGCAGACCCUGAACAGCUUGACGAACAAACCAUUGCAGCCUACCUCAUCGAAUUCUUGCGAGCCGUCCAGACACGUCCCCCUUCCCCAGCAGCGGAGGAGCGGAGGAAAGCCGAUCUUGCUCGAUGGCGUGAAAUAAACGCAGACGGUGGGUUUUCAAACAAACAACAAAGAAAAAGACGACCGUCCUCACCGCCACUUCAACAACAACAAAAUAAUAAUAAUAAUAAUCAAAACUCUUCGGCAUCAACUCCAUCAACUCCCUCUCUUAGCUCAACAACCACAGACACCCCAGACGAACCUUUCACUUCAACCACUCGCACAUCCACAUUUUCUGUACAACAGUUUAAACUCACAAAAACCACUACCACAAAGACAGGCGAGCGCCAAGUUCCUGAUCCACUAAAAGAAUUUGAAUCGCGCGCCACAACUCUCUCUGAAAAGAUCACUCGCCUACAGAGUCGUCUCGACAGGGUUGUCCCCACACGCUCCAACUAUGCAAUGUCCAGUUCGGCUACUAUGGACAGCUUCGAGCUGGCCUCUGAGGAUGGCGAGAUUUCCAGUCCGGUUCGGUCAAACGACGGAGAAGAUGUCGGGCACACGCGCGUACUGCAUCCACUCAGGGCAGCCAGGGAAGACUUGAGUGCAUAUGAAACUAACGUCAGAGCCUGUCGGACAUCUUUACCAUUUAUAGAAGAGUCCAUGGCAGCUCUACGUCAGUACGUCGACGAAUCACUCGAGCCAGAAUGGCAAGAGCACCAGAGUGUCUUGUCUCGUUUAGAAGAAAUCGAUAAACAGUACCAGGCACUUGUUGCGUCCAUGGACACAAACGACGACCAACUCGCACGCUUCCGCCGUGGAUUUUUGUUUGCUCGUUCUUGCUCGGAGAUUCGUGCGGAGUUGGAUGUUGUUCAAACCAAGAUGGUCAAGGCCAUAACUACAGAUACCGACAUUCAGGAACUCGAAACAAGGGUUAAACGCACGUCAGAACGAUUAAAAGAAUUAGGGGUAGACUAUGCCGAUCUUCUGGACGAAGGCCUAGGUAGUGACGACGAUGCAUACAAAGCCCGUUUUGAAGCUAUCACCAAGAAAAAUGAUCUAGUUUGUACUUGGGUUGAAGAGGUCCGAGUCUGGUUCGCAGAAGCAGAACGUAUCAGACAAUGGAUUCAGAUCCGUAUCGAACGUCUAGGAGAAACCACCGUUCCUGAUGCAAUGGCUGGUCCGGACACGCCGGCCACAAACGAGGUCGUUAACUCACUAAACGCCCAACACAGCGUACUCGAAGAUGAAAUCGAACAUUUUGAUGCCGAAGACAUGGCUAGGCUCAGAUCCCAUGUCAAAGACCUCACAGGCGCAGGGCGGGCUGACAAGGACCUCAGUCCGGCAGACACUACCACUAUAGACAUAACGCUCACCACUCUCAAGGCCCUAGACAAACUCAUGCAUUCUCUCAGACGAAAGAGCCUCGAUCUCCAAGCCCUCACGCGGCGUGUUGCAUGGGAAAAAGAGCACGUGGGGACUAUGGACUGGCUCACGACAACUGACGCACAAGUGUAUGAUUUCUUGACAAAAAGUGCUCGCUGGCAAGCGGAAGAAGACGACUGUGCAACAGACGAGACUGAUCAAGAGAAAACUGACCGACUAGCAGCCAAAGAACGUCUACGAGAUCUCAUCAUUCAGAACCUCUUGUCGUUAGAACAAAGAAUGAACGAAUUUGACCAGGGCCAAUUUAGUCGUACAAUCAAUCUCUAUGAAGAUCUUGAAGACAUAGUCAACGAAACCUUACCUGACCAUAUUAGUCACCGACAGCUGCACAGCGAAGCUCUGUUUGAUAAUUUGUUAAAGCGGACUGCGUUUGCACGACAGGUUGUAGAACAGCGUUUGAGCGUGAUGGAUUCAAUAUAUCAGAUAGAUAUUCUCAAGGCCGACGCACAUCAGAUCACACUCGAACUCGCCGCAGCUGAAGAAACUCACGGUGGAGAAAAUGAGCUGACCGCAAAAGUACAGGCAAUUCAUGAGCGGAUUCUCCAACUCGCAACGGCAACUAGUCGUGUUGUCUACCCAGAACCAGUUCUCGAUCUCGAUCGCCUAGAAAACGAGCAAUCAAACAAUGUAAUCCGUCAGGUCAUGGAUUCAAAACGCGCCGAGCUCAUUGAUCUGGCUGAGGAACUUGAUAGCCAACUUAACUCUCUUUGCUACAGCCUUGAGCUACACCGCGAAGGCAAAGAAUUAGUUCAGGGAGUGGACAGAUUAUGUUUGUGGGUGGACAGCCGUUCAGCUGAGAUCAAAAACGCAUCCGUGGAUGGUGUAGAUCCAAACACUAUUAGCAUUGACGAUGUCCGAAAACUUGAAAAAGAACAUCACAAACUUGUCCAAGUUCUGGAAGAAGAAAAAGAAAACGAGGCUGCUGAUCUGUUGAUCCGCAUCCAGACCUUGUUGGAAACAGCCGAUCAAGUUGGCAGUGUAUCAGUCGACCGAGACGAACUUAAACUUGAAUCACGACGCCUCACAGACAAAUUUGAUGGCCUGCGACACACACUAGAUGAACACGAAGAAGAGCUCAAGGCACUGAGACAAAAGAUGGAAGAUGGAAAUACUUAUGUUGAGCGUGCCAAAGCUCUAAAGGCUUUUAUUUCUCAAACACGGGCAUCUAUUCCAGGCCUCAAACAGACUUGCGGAUUUAUGACUGGUCAGAGCGAAGAACAAGAUCGCCAGCGCUUUGAGAUGCUUAACAGUGCUCUCCAGUCUCUCAAGACAGCAUACGUCGAUCAACAACGACACUACCAAGACAUCUGUACCAGAUUUGAAAGCAUGACUCCCGAAAAGACAGAGGACCGAGAGGAAGCCGCAAGAGUCCAAAAGGAACUCGAAAAGGACUGGGCCCAGUUAGCUAACGACAUGGACAGUUUCGAGAAUUUUACUGAGGCUGUAGGACAAUGGUACGAUCGUCAGCGACGUAUGAGUAUUGUAGAUGAAGAAUGCCUUCAUGGUCUCACCCAAGAAAUCGCACAUCUGGCAAAGGCAGGCUGGAGCAACGCUGACCUUGAACGAAUUGAGAAAAAGCUGUCACGGGCAGUUCACAUGCUCGGUGAGGCUGGAAAAAGAAUCACGUCUGCAAACCGCAAAGAGGAUGCUGUCCAGACAGCAAAUUACUCCUGUGCUCGCGAUCGCCACGCCGCUCUUUUGAACAAGGCCCAGGACAUUGUUACCCGUCUCAAUGAUCUAAAGAAAAAUGCUAAUAACGCAGUUGCCUUUGGCGAUUUCUUGGAGCGUGCUAAGAAGCUCAAAGAUGCAGUCCAAGAAGAACAUGAUGCGAUUGAAAAACGUAUGGAACUAAUGAAACAGCGUAGAUUUGAAACUAUGGAACGUCUUGAGAUUGAGCAGCUUAUUCGUGCCACCAUGGGUGCCUCGGCCGGAUCCGAAGCCAGGAUCACCGAACUGCGUCAACUACUUAAAGAAGCUUUGGAAGAUGCACGCAAAUUGAGAAAACAGGGUUAUGGCGAAUCUGCUGUAAAAUCCCCGCUGGAAACGAUUGAAAGCGAUAUAGUAAAACUGGUCAGUGUGCUGGCAUCCGAAAAGCGGCAGGCCGGAUUUGUACGAAAAAUGCAAAUGCAUGCCAAGACAGCAGGAGAACUUUUAUCCUGGAUCAGUCACUGCAGCAAUGCAAUCUCUCAACUGCCUACUGAUGUUUGUAUCACAGAUGAAAACGAACUUUUGGCUGGAUUGGACAAUCUGGAGCACAAGAUGCAUGACAUGCAGCCUAUUGUAACAGGCUUUAAAGCCAUGGCACCUAAAAUCUUGGGACCAACCAAGGACGGUUUGAAACACCUGGAAGAUGAUUUUGGACUGUCAGGAGAACUUAUUCAGGAAGCCAUUGCCAUCCGGGAAGCACGAGUUAUGGAUGCCUGGAAUUCAUUGGGACAACAACUUGGGGAAACUAGACAGACGAUUGAACACUCUCAGCAUAGAGUGGAUAUUGCUCGUAAAGUGAAGGAGAUCAUGACCCUGAUUGGUGAAGCUAAGGACAGAGCAAGCGCAGUCCGCGUCUGUCACCUCAAGCCAAGUGAGAUGGGAGACAAUACAGAUCUCAAGGUCAUACAGACGUGCUCUCUGUCGAUGCUUCCAACCGAGCAAGAGACAGUCCAAGCCAAAGCUGAGCUUGAUAGUCUGGAUCGUGACAUUGAGCUACGCCUUCAGGUAGCAAUUGCUGAACUUGAUCGGAUGCUUGGAAUUAGUGCCGAGAACGAAGACAUAUUUUCUGGUCAACGCGCAGAGAUUAUUGAGGCAGUUGGCGGAUUGACCGAUAUGAUGAAAGCCAAACGAGAAGCUAUUGCCGAGGCUGAAAAGAUGGAAGGGUUUUUGACAGUUGUGGAAGAACUUGAGGUGCUCUUGUUAGCCGUGGCUGAGGUUGUGGAUCGUGCAUCUCCUGAGGGUGCGCGUGUAGUAGAUGGCGUUUUGAGCAGAGCAGAUUUGCAGGCAAUUUUGAUUGAUCUCGACACAAGAUACCGUUACUACGAGCCCAAGAUUAAUGGGUUGAUGGAUGAAGCAAAAGAAGCAGGUGAAAGCCUUUUGAAUGAUCGGCGUGUUGUCCAUUGUCUUGAGGAGAUGGCCAAUAAAUGGAAGGAUCUGCAAGCCCUGGCUGUAUCUAAGAAAUCCGAACUCCUAGCUUGCAUUGGACCUUUGGCUGAUCCGUUUACGAUGCCUGACCUUCAUAAACGUACCCUUCAAGCAAAACGCCCUGGUACACCAGUCCCUAAUCGUAUAAUGAAUGGCCGUUCUGGUAGCCAGAGCCCGAAUGCUGCCAGUACCGGUGGAAGUCUCCAAGAUCGCGGCCAACGUGUUGCUGACAAGCGUACUAAUCAGAUCAUUCGUAAUAACGAGCGAGUGAAGCCUCAGGUAAUGCAUUCUACGCCACGCUAUAUGGCCUCAACUGGAAACACGCGUGCCCGAAAGAACACUAUCACUACAGGAGCAGGCAAUGGAAAUGUGUCCCCGACUGCUCGCCGUGUUGCUCAACUUUCUGUCGGUACUCCAAAACCACAACCCAAUGUACCUAAACCAGAAGCAUAUGUGGCCGAUCCUAAGAAUGACCUUGAUGUGGCGCUUGGUUUGAUUGUAAAUGACUCGCCUUACAAAAUUAAGGUCGAGAUGGUUCCAGGUGAGGUGGGCCGUUAUUGGUUCGGUACUGUGAAUCCAAAGUUGGCAUACUGUCGUAUCUUGCGCAGUAGAAUGGUUAUGGUGCGUGUAGGCGGUGGCUGGGUUGAGCUCUCACAGUUUUUGAGAGACCAUGCCUUGUUGGAAGGGGGAAACUUUGUUCCUCGGGCAUCUUCGUCAGGGUCUGAACGUGGUGGAUUAUUGGGUGAAGUAUAUUUGCGUACAAGCCGGGCUGCGUCGCCAGGUACGAUUACAACGAUUCGCGGUGGAGGUGGCGCAGGAUCUCCCGGUCCUUUACGGGAAUCCCAGUCUACUCCCUAUAACCGAGGUGGAUCUCCUGUUGGAUUCGGACAUGGUAUUAAAGAAGGCAACAGAUUCUUGGUGACUGUUGAUGGAAUGGGUAACCAAGUUGAGGUUAAGAUGACAAAGGCAAACAACAAGAAUUUUAAGUUUGUUACUCCACGACGUACGAUUCUGUAAAAAACAAACAAACAAACAAACAAACAAACAAACAACAAUCUCAUCUAUACACACACACACACAUACCUAUACACACAUACACAUUCACCACAAACUACGCUACACUACACUAUACUACAUACGCACGAGCAUGUUUAUUGUGCUAUUAUAUUAUUCUUUUAAUAUUCUUCUUUCCUUCUUUACUUCUUUAUCUUUAUUGCUUUCUGUUUAUGUUUCCCUUUGAUUUUUCCUCUUCUAAUUAUUAUUCUUCAUUCAUCUGUUUUAUAUUUUUUUUUAUAUCACGCAAUUCAAUGCACUCAUAUUUCAUAUUUAUCAAGCGAAUACGCUUUGAAUGAUAAUAAAUUUCAAAUACCCUCAACUUCUAAAAGAAGUGUUUAAUUUUC
Molecule: messenger RNA, 6755 nt
Organism: Phycomyces blakesleeanus NRRL 1555(-)
Lineage: Eukaryota; Fungi; Mucoromycota; Mucoromycetes; Mucorales; Phycomycetaceae
Exons: 2
Coding region: 1-6372 (2123 amino acids)
Biological process (GO): actin cytoskeleton organization
Cellular component (GO): cortical actin cytoskeleton; plasma membrane; cell junction
Molecular function (GO): actin filament binding; microtubule binding
Source: RefSeq, a predicted model, not a curated record